Messenger RNA from Stomoxys calcitrans (stable fly), 13406 nucleotides. It is a transcript of the gene Mrtf, whose product is annotated as mucin-5AC. The transcript has 6 exons. Bases 987 to 8042 code for a protein of 2351 amino acids. NCBI's taxonomy places the organism in Eukaryota, Metazoa, Arthropoda, Insecta, Diptera, Muscidae. The record is from RefSeq and is a predicted model, not a curated record.
UUCGUUUUGCUGAGCAGAGUGAAUGUGGGAAAAUUUGUUUUGAAACAAAAGAAAAAUCUUGUCAGUGGUCUCUGCGGAGGUUUCACGUUUAAACGUCUCGAAAUUUCAAAUUAAAAAAGCGCACAUAUACCCAACGAAAUAAAACAGCAGAAUUGAAAAUUUCUUCUGUUGAAAACAAAAAUUUUUAAAAUUUAUGAGAGUUCUAUGCCGUUUCGCCGCAACGAAUUUUUAGCCAAUUAAAAGAAAAAAAAAAAAGAAUUUAGCAAAAAUUUUAUUCAAACAAAAUGUUACGAAAGAUAGCAUAAAUAUAAGAAGAAAAUAUAGAAAAAUAUUUAAAAAUUCGAAAAAAAGAAAACAAAGUGUAAAAAUGAAGCCACAAUUCAAUCAAACAUACCAUAUGUAAAUUUCCAUAAAUUAAGAUUAGAAAAAUUUAAAAAAAAACUUCUUUUCAAAAAGUGAAAGGGAAAAUGUAAAAAUUACUCCAAAACCAAGUGGUUGUCCAUAUAGUGAAAAAAGUCAAGAAAAUGCCAAAAACGACAUUCAGUUUGUGAACAUUCCAAAUACAAAAAAAAGAAAUAAUAAAAAAAUAAAUUCUCAAAGAAUCCACAAAGCCUCUAAAGUUUUCGAAAUAGAAAUUUAAAUAAAUCAACAUUUUUUGUGGUGUGAGAAGAAAGUUGUGCGUGAGUGUGUGUCUGAGUGUCGCGUUAAUCGAGCACCUCCCGGUUUUGUUAAUCCGAAAGUUUUUCCUUUUGCUGAAGUUUGAAAAUAGUUUUCUUUUGCGCUGUGCGUUCGCCAGUGUAUGCGUGAGUGCGUGUGUGUUUGUGUGCGUGUCCCAGUGUGCAAGAGUGAAAGCAUCUAUUGAGUCACCAUCCGCAUCAGCAUCAACAUUGUCUUCGGCCAUUCUAUGUAGCAUUGUGCACUGAUGUUGGCGAAUUUCUAAGCAUUGUGUUUAGCCUUUGCUGUGUGGGCCUUCGCGGGGGAGGACCAUGCCGGUCAUUGCCGAUUCUGAUGAGCCACCAGCAAAAUGUUGCAAAUAUUGUGAGGGUAUGUUUUCCGCUCCCAAUUCUGUCCAUAAUUUUGAGUCUACGCACGGCGUGGACGGCCCUGCAUCGUGGCGUUUAACGCUCGAUCAGGAUCUUAUCGACACGCUCAAGGGCAGUUUUCCCAGUUGGUUUCAGCAAACAAGCGGCGCCAAUAGUUCAACUGUUGUCGGCACGGGCUCUAAGCUGCUGACCACACAAGCCAGCAAUAAUAUUGUCAAUCAUAUCAAUCGGAUUAAAGUUCACAGCAACAACAAUAACAGCACCAUUACCAUCAACAAACACCUCGCAAGUAACGGCCAUCACCACUACUACCAUAAUCACUUGCAUCACCAUCAUCACGGCAGCAGUAGCAGUAGCAGCAGCAGCAACAACAGCAACAGUAAUCUCAACAACAAUCACAACAGCAAAGGCAACAGCAACAGCAACAGCAUCAACGGGGUAACCAUCACCACCACCACACACAACGGCAUCAAUUUGCUGAAUAACACGAUUUGUGUGACGCCCAUAACGAUUGAUACCACCGGUGGUUAUUUACACACACCUGCUUCGGCUGCUCAUAAUUUUCUAAGUCAACAAAAUACACUCCAUUUGCAUCAGCUAAACGGCGUUGCUGCCACAACAUUGCUCUCAGCUGUUGCUGCAUCGUCAUCUUCGUCGUCGGCAUCGCCCGCUUCUAGUGUGACUUCCAAUUGUUCGGGUAACUCACAUUCAACGAUCUCAUCGAAAAACUCUACCACCUCGGGCGCAGGAGUAGCAUCAGCAGUACGUGGAAGUGGUGUAAGCAAAUCUGUAGUCAAUCCUACUAAGCAUCAGGUUUUAAUAACAAAAUCCUCGUACGCGUCAUCGUCCCCCUCGUCGGCGUCUUCGUCGUCCUCCUCAUCGUCAUCCUCAUCAUCCUGCUGUUCUUCUUCGUCAUCCUCGUCAUCGUCAGCAUCACCCUCAGGCCCAGCGAAGAAAUUGCCCCACACUGAAUAUUCCUCGAAAACGCAAGUAAAGACACACAAAACCUCUUCCACAAACACCCACAAGAGUGUCAACUCCAACUCCACCUCGAACUCGAACACCAACACCACCUCAAUUGCCAAAUCAUUGCCAACAACAAGUGUUACUGUGACCGCUACCCAAGGGCCGUCAACAAUCGCACCACCGUCAACGAUCACCACAAAAGUCAGUGCAGCACCCACGGCAUCGCUGCUUCCGGCUCACAUACCCUCCGCAGUGGGAGCGACAACAAUUACACGCGUUAUUCCAAAAUCGCCAUCAUUGCAUAGCCUUAGUGGCGGUUCAUUACUCGCAACAUUCUCAUCGCCUGGCUCUGCCACAACCUUUGAACUCAUUUCCGAUUCAUCGUGCAACGGCCUAUUGACCGCCUCACAUCUCAGUGGGAAAAGUGCAUUUGAGCAGACCUUUCAAGACGUCAUCCUACUGCAGGAAGCCUAUGACGACAUGUCAGAGGGCGAACAACGUUUAAAUGCAUCAUUUCUGGGAGGUAUCAGUAGCAGCGAUGACGCCACAAAUUCCGAUUUCUACGAUCCGCGACAAUCGCCACCCAAGGCCAUUGUCGAUUCCAGUCCUCUUCAACCACAAAUGGACAAGAACAAAGAGUCGCUGAAGGUUAAACUUAUGGUGAGGAGACCUCACUCGCAGCUUGUCGAACAGGGCAUUAUACCACCUUUGAAAACAUCACCCGCCAUUCAUGAGCAAUGCAAACAAUUGGAGCGUGCCAAAACCAGUGACUUAUUAAAGGCGAAAAUUCAACAACGACCCAAUCGUGAGGACCUUGAACGUCGCCACAUACUUGAAGAGGAUGAGUGCCACAUCGAUCCCAGUUUGGCGGAGAAGCAGCGAAUGCUUAAGAAGGCUCGCCUGGCGGACCAGCUCAACUCACAAAUACAACAUCGGCCGGGGCCUUUGGAGUUGAUCAAGAAGAACAUACUGCACACCGAAAAGCCCAUAGAGAAAAUCGUCAAGGAGGGCUUGGUAACAUUCAAGGCAACUUGCGAAGGCUUGCUAACCAGACCCCAACAUCCGAAUAGCUACAUUACCUAUGACGAAGACUCACAGUCUUCCGAGAGUGAUACUCGACAGACACCUCCACGUUUGGAGGGAGCUGAGGCGAAAGUUGGUGCUGCGGAUAGCUCUGCUGGCAAAGCAGCGGCUACGGUUGCUGUCGCAGGUCAUUCGGAUGUUCUGCAGACUGCAGCUGCUUCGGCCGGUAUUGUCACCGUUGCCUUGACCAUACCCACGAGUGGGGGUCAAGUAACGGUUACUUCGGCUCCCAUUGUGCAACAAAGUAAAUUGAACAACAAUAAAAUCAAUUACAUACCACCUCCACCACCGCCUCCCUUGCCCAAUAACAACAACUGCAACAACAACAACAACAGUGCAGGCAUUACUGUCAAGCAAGAGACCUCAAAUCUUUUCGAAGAACUUUGCCAGUCCGUGACUGGAAAUGGCGCAGCGAAUAAUCACUUCAUACCCAUGGUGGCUUCGCCAGCCUCACUGGGCUCGACCACUUCCACUUUGAGUCCGUUGUCCUCGAUUGCUUCGCCGCCUCUGAGUCUAACACCAAGGCCUUUAGCCCAAUCGCCGGCUUUGCAAAUCGCCAAAUCUGAUGCUCCUGGCAAGGAUAAAAACCGUAAGAAGUCCAAAUCGAAACCUGUCUCCAAGGCAAGGACCAUAAAAUUCCACGAAUACAAGGGCCCACCCAGUGCGGCCCAUAAACUAACCUCAGAGACUACCAGCAGCAGCAGCACUGAGGAAACUUCAUAUCAACUCAUGUUGGAACAACAAAAUUGUCUGCUCAAAUUCCUAGAGACUCUUAACAAGAAUCAAGCCAUAAUACCGGCCACUAGUGCCGCCAGCACUUCAAGUGCCCCAACUAAUGCGGUGGUGGCAAGUAAAACGGUUACAAGCAUGGCGGUCAAUACACAAACACAGACAGGGGUAUCGAAUACCUCAGCAACGCCAUUAAUGGUGUCUUCUGUAAAUACCAACAUCAACAGCAACAACAACAACAAUACACCGACGCCAAUGCAGGUGGUGGCCAGUGAGACGGGCACUGCCAGCGCAGUUUCCGUUACCAAUUCUAUGGGGAACACCAUUUCAAUUGUGGCAGCGCCUCAACCCCCACCUCUGCCCUCACCAGCGCCAUCGGUGAGCUCAUCCAUUCCGGCUAGUCCGGCCACAAGUUAUGCCGAAUCUACCACCUCCACAGUGACCGACAUCACUAAAUUGGAGAAAAUGAAGGUUUGCGAUUUGAAAAUGCAUUUGAAAAAACGUAAUCUACCGGUUUCGGGACCCAAGCCUCAACUUAUUGAACGUUUGAAACCCUACUUACCACUGGAACCUCUGGAGGCCCCAGUUACGCCCAUGGUUACUGGCGACAGUGCAGCAGCAACUGCUGCUGCUGCUGGCCCAGAUGCUAUGGAUCAAAGUGAGCACAAUUCUCCAAGACCUCCUUUGGUCAUGUCACCAGAAAGGCAGCAUCUGGAACAGGAACAAAUGGAUGUGGUGCAACAGGUGGAAUCUCCACGCCCAGUGCCUUUGCAAACAGUCAUGCAGCCCCAACCACAAACGGCUACGAUAAUCCUAACCAAUGAAGAGUUGUUGAGGGAACAACAAAGAAAAAUCGAUGAGCUGCAGAGACAGUUGCAAAGGUCCCAGCAGGAGCUGCUGGAGAUACGUCAGAAGCAACAGAUGCAGCAACAACACCACCAGCAGCAGCAUCAUCAUCAAAAUCAACAACACCAAUCACAUAUUUUACAACAGAAGGUAAUCACCCAACCAGCGAGUUUCCAGCCACAAACAGUCACUGCUCAAGUCGUCAAUGCUUUGCCUUCUCAGCAAAUCACAUUGAUAACCACCACAAGUAAACCGCCAGCAGCAACCCCUCAAACAUUGGCCGUCAUACAGCCCCAUGGUGUAAAAGACACCAUAGGACAGGCCAAGUUAACCGUGAAGGCUGCAGCACCGCCACCACCAUCACAAUCAGUGAAAUCGGUGGUGAUGUCAACAGCCCCGCUGGUGGUCAAUAAAAAGGCUAACACUCCAGUUACAAAUGCUGCUCCCCCAGUCAUGACGCAGAAGAUGGUGGUCAAGCAGCAACUGGAGGCCAAAAUACAAAAACAAAAACAGGCAGCUGCCGCAGCAGCUGCAGCUCAAGCUCAAGCCCAGGCUCAGGCGCAAGCCCAAGCUCAGGCCCAGGUGUUGGCCCAAGUGCAAGCCCAGGCGCAGGCCUUGGCCCAGGCACAGGCCCAAGCUCAAUUACGACUCCUAACCCAAAAGACACAAACUGUACUCAUUCCAACCGGACCUACAACCAUAACCACAACCACUACCACCUUGCCCACAAAAAUGGACGAUAAGGUGGGCAAUGUCAAAUUGAAGAAUAACAAUCUGAUAAAGACCCCCACGGGAGGAGUAGUGGGGGGUGGUGGGCCGGCCGCCACCACAGCCACCAUAGUCGCCAAUCAAUUGCCAUUGACCAAAACCCACAACAAUUUGGGUUUGGUGUGGAACGAAGGAAAUCAGACCAUCUUCUUGGUGGGACUCAACGAUCAACACAUGACGGCCCACACCAUAGGCAACAUUAGUUUGGCCAAUGCAUCGCCAGCCACAAAAAAAUUGCUUAACGGCCACCAGCGCACAAAUUCAUUGCCAAGCUUUGUCUUUCCAAUCAAUACGGCUCCGGCGGCAGCAAUUAGUGCCACACAAGGGGAGCCACAGACGACACAGAUACAACCCCCGGCACCACAGCCACAACACAGUGAAACUAAAACGAUUAUCACAAAGCAACAAUUGCAGAAGUUGCAAAUGCGCCAACAGCUACAGCCAUCUCAACAAUCAGCAACAGGGAUUCCAUUGCAAAAUACCCCACAGCAGCAGCAGCAGCAACAGCAGCAAUCUGCUGCACAACAGAUAAUACACUUGGAUAUAAAGCCACAAAACCUGCAGCCCCCACCACCACCACCGCCUCCGCCACCCCACUAUGAGGAAGCCACAAAACUAUUAAAAGCUAAGCAGCAGCAGCAGCAACAACAACAACAGACGGAGACUCAUACCAUCAGUGCUGUUGUGAAAAUCAAAGAAGAGCCAAAUGUAACCAAUCAAAUAACCCUUAGUCCUCUGGUGACCACUAACCAAGUGGCGGACCAGAAGCCUUUGAAGGCAUCAAUCAAAUCGGAAAAGCUAUCCGAUGUCUUGGACAUUCUCUUUAAGCAAGGGGGAGAACAUCCAUUAGUAGAGACCAUCGCGCCAGUGGCAACACCCCUAACACCGGGUGGGGCAAAUGUGCUAAUGAGUGAUACGAACACGAGCCUAGUGUUUCCACCAAAAAUCCCAAUGGAAGACACUAAGGACAACAUCAAGCAGGAACAUCUUAGUGAUGCGCUAAAGGAUUUCAAAACACCUAUAGAAGAUGCCAUGGGGCUAAGCGAAAAGACAAUGGAAUCACAUGCAGACAUUAAUAAGUCAAUGGCCAUGGAUUGUGGGGAUACUCAGAUGGCCAACAACAACCAGAAUAGCAGUAACAUCAGCGCUAAUCCCACAACUUCGAUGUUUGACUUUUACACCAAGCCUUCACCUCACAGUGGUGAGACUGGCCAAAAUAAUCAAUGCUCCUCCAAUGCAAUGGCCAAUGGAAAUUUCAUAGAAAACAUUGACAUGACUUCGCCCAUACAACCGGAUUGUCACAUCGAUGCAGAAAGUGUAGCCAAGACGUUGGAUAUCUUCUUGGAAAGUCAUCACCACCAUCAGCAGCAGCAGCAGCCGUCGCAGAAUGCCCCCAAUGGGUCUGGCGCCCACAAUCACUCGCCCACCCAUCAUGAUAUGCUAAGCAAAACGUGUUUGGAAACCCAACGUUCCAGUUCCAGCAACCUGCCUAGCACCUCGAGCGACGAGGAGGCCAAGCUUAACCAUUUCGAUGAAUUUGAGUUGUUGGAAUUAAUGUCACAACAAUUGGAGAUGGACAUAGGCGAAGACAACAGUACCAACUAUGCAUCGCCCGCCUCUAUAGCGGGGUCCAGUGGCAGUGGCAAUGAGAGGCAUCACCAUCAUUCUCAACCUCAGCAGCAGCAGCACCACCACCACCAUCAAUCAGUGGACCAUGAGCAUCAGCAUCAUCACCAUCAGCAUUCCAAUGAGAAAUUAAAUAUUUUAAAUGGCUUACGACGUGAUAUGAAUGCUUCCAGUCUGCAAUCCUCUCUGGAAGAGAUAAUGCAAAAUCACAAUAAUCUGGACUUGGAUGGUAAUGCGGUGGCCAACAGCACUCACUCGGAUGCCCUAAGCAAUGUGCUCGAUGACUUUGAUGCCGAUACCUUUGUAAGGCAUUUGACGCAACAGCAUCAUCAUCAUCAUCACCACCAGCAGCAGCAGCAUCUUCAUGCUCAAAUGCAUCAUCAACACCCCCACACACACACCCACACCCACUCCCACCAGCAGCAGCCACAUCAUGGCAACAACGACGAUAAUAAUGGCAACCAUCACAAUUCUGCAGAAGCCACACCCAUGGAUUGUGACGAUUUCGAUAGUCCUUUAAGUGGUUUUAAUUUCUCUGCCCUCUCACCAGAUUCCAAUAUCAAUACCCCACCACAUCCUUUUGGCAUGAAUGGUAAUGCAACACCACCGCGACACCCACAAUCCCUAACAGCGUCAAACGCUUUGACUGGUUUAGGAAAUAAUUCGUCGGCUACUUGUGGUCUGCAGGCAACAUCCUCCUCACCGUCUUCAUCAUCGUCGACCAGUGGCCAUCAUUUUAAUCACAUGCAACAGUGUCACGGCCAAAUGUCCCUAGGCGGCAGUAAUAACACUUUGGGUGGCCUAACCCACAACAAUGGCAAUGCCAUGGGAAGUGGUUGUGGAGCCAUGAUAUCAUCGAACGCUGAUGCUUCCAAUGCCAGCGAUAACGUUGGCGUAACUUCAUCAUCGGCGGAUAUCUUUGAUUUAUUCAAUAUCGACGAUUAUAAAAUGUCAUGGGGCGAAGGUGAUUUUGCGGUCUAAUUUGAUCUAGCACUCGCCCACACGCCCCCGAACAUUCGGAUUUGAUUUUGUUUUAGACCACAAAAGCAUGGUAAUCGAAUCGAAUGUAGAACCUGACUUGAGUUGAAUUUUCCCAACUAUUUUUUUUUUUUUUUUGGGAAAGGAAAAGAGAACCAAAUUAAACUCCAACUGUGAGCAGAGCUCUUAGUCAUUGUCUCUUUUGAUGUUUUGCAAGCUUUGCCGGGAGGUCACUUCUCUAAUAUUUCCAGAUUUUUGCCAGUUUCAUGAUUUCCCCAAAAGGGUAUUUUUGAUUUUUUUUGUUUUAGUUUGCAUUAUUUAACCAUCAUAUUUAUAAAAACACCGUUGAACUAAUUAAUUUUUUUUUUAAUUUUAUUAUUUUUUAUUAUGUUUUUCAAAUUAAAUUAUUUUACAAAUUAUUCUUUGCGGAGUAUACAGUUUCAAUGUAAGCACCAAAUCUCACUGACCGAGAAACAAUUGUCAAUAGGUCAUCAGUGUGGGAUUGCCAAUGGCAACAAUUUGUUUAAGACUGUCUCGGCUAAAUUUCGGUUUAGUUCAUAUUUCACUGUAUUCAAGAUCCCUUGCCACUGGAUUCACGAAUCCCACUAAACACCGAUUUAAAAUUCCACCUUUUAUGUAUUGGUGAAAUGUUGUAAUCUAGAUGUCAUUUAAAGAAAUACAAAAAAGUUAAAUUACUUAACUAAUAUCAGCGGAUUGAACACUGGUUGGUACACGUUGAGUUUCCGUUAACAUUGCAACUUUUUUAACAAUUACGACGUAAAUCGAGUUAUUACUGUAACAACUUGUAUCAAAUGAUGCGAAGGAAUCCUAACAACAGCUCAAGCGAAAGAACGCAAUGAGCAGGGGCUGCCGCCUCCGUGUGCAACACACGGCUACAACAACAAGUAUAGUCCAAAUCAGUGUAUAAUCCGAUAUAGCUUCCAUUUCCACAUUGGGCUUCUUGAGCACCUAAAACUGAAUUUUUCAUCCAGUUUGAUUGAAAUUUUGAACAUAGUGUUCUGUAACGUAACCAACACGCAGUGGAUGUCCCCUAUAUAUGCAGUAUAUAGCGUUGGCAAUUAGGAAAGUUAAGGAUUGGAGGACGGAAAGAGGGGGGAGUGUUUAUUGAUAUUCGUCAUAAAUUUCUGAACGUCAAUGUCGGUGGGAAAGACAUAAGCUGGAAGUCAAUUCCACAUACGAAUGAUUCGGGCGAAAAAUUAAUUUUCUAGGUAAUGCAUGGCUCGGUCGACAGGCCAAUCAAUUACAAACUGGUGUGAGUUCCUGGCAAGUCUUGUAUUUCUGCUGAACAUCCUAACGUCAGCGAUAAGAAGACGAAUAUACCUGGAGUACACGCCAUGACAACAACGAUAGAGCAUUACAACGCUACCCACAUUCCGACGAUGUUCAAGGAAAGCAAUAGAGUUGGAUACUCUACUGUCCCCAAUCAACACAAUCGCUUCUCCGUUGAACCCGGCCAAGUAGUUCAAGGAUGGGUUUGGAGAUCCUGCCCCUAUAUGAGAGUUAUAUUCCAUGCUCGGCCUGAUGUAGGUAGUCCAAAUAUUGAGGGGAUCUGAAGAGGUGAAAUAGUUCCUGCACCGCUUAAGUAAGCCCAAACACUUGAAUGCUUCUUUCGACACUUCGAAUACGUGUUUUGACCAACAGACAUCACAUUGUAUCUCCAUGCCCAGAACAUCAAGAGCAUCUGACUGCUCAAUAUCUAUAAUGUCGUAGAUAUCGAUGCUUGUAGUGGGUCAGUGAAUCGCUUGUGAGACAAGAAACAACACUGCGUCUUCUGUGCGUUAAAGUCUACUCGGAAAUGGCCAACAAAUCCUGGGCGAGUGUCUCAUCCCUAAUGAGCCUCCUGUCCACAAUUUCUGCAGGACUGGACCUAUGGUCAAUGUCAAUGAAAAUAAGACAAAGGGAAGGGGACAGAGCCUUGUGGAACACCUGCGUUCAAUGUAUACUCAUCGGAUGAGAACCCAUCUACAACAACACGUAUAAUGCGAUCUCUGAGAAAGCCCGAUAUGAAUCGAACGAAGUUUUUACCGACUCCAAAAGUGACAAAGUUUGAUAAAAGUGCACUGUGCCAAACCCUAUCAAAUGCCUUGGAGAUAUCCAGAGCCAUGACCUUACUUCCACCAAACUGGUGGAUAGAGCGACUCCAACGUUCCGACAAAAAUGUCAUUAGGUCUCCCGUAAAGCGAUUACUGCGGAACCCAUACUGUCUAUCGCUUAGAAGGCCAUUGGACUCCAAGUAUCUUACAAGAUGAUGGUUAACCAUAUUCUCCAUAACCAUGGAGAGCGCGGAGCAUAUCGCAAUUGGCCGGUAAUUCGCAGGGUUGUUUUUCCCACCUUUUUGGAGAUGGGCUAAACGUCUCAUCAUCUCAGCAUGCCCGGUUAAACCAAAAUUUAUCCUUUGAUUUAGCCGAUAAAUUAUUAGUCGGAAUGAACGAUCUCAUUCCUAUUAAUAUUACUUCCUGCACCAUUUCGGCAGCAGCAUUUACGUCACUGUUUAGAAAACAAAGUUUCCAAUUAAAAUGCUGGAAAAAUUGGUUGAUCUCAGCCCAACGUGCUCUUUGGUUUACAAAAACGGUCCGCUUCGGCGCUAGGGGAAAAGGCGACGCGAAGAGCAGAAUACAAAAAGACGCUGAAUUGAGGCAGUGAUCGGUAAUACCAAGAGGUGGAAGGACAUUAACUUCAUACUUCUCAGGGUGCGAAGUUAAGAAUAGGUAAAGAGUGUUAUAUUAGUGCCCUUCGACACAUGAAAUAUGUGUCGGUUCAUUCACUAGUUGCAUCACACCAUUCUGCGCGGCGAAUAGCUCGGCGUAUUGAUCCUCCGGAGUCGUAUGUCCCGAAUGGGAAAGCCAAGAUAACUAAGUUCAUUUUGUAUAAACGUUUAGCAAAAUCCAUGGUGUUGGGUUACCACGAUUCGCCCUGGUCGAAAUUACACCCAGAGAAAUUUGUUAGCCAAAAAGGCAAAAAUGUUUGCGGGAAAAACAGAACAUCUUCUUUUUGUUGAAACAGCAAACAUUUUCUGCUGUUUUCAGAUGGAAACAAGUUGGAAAUAACCAACAAAUUUGAUAUACACUUAAAAAUUUUAAAUGUUCUUCUUUAAUGUUAAAACUUUUUUCAAUUUAAGUUUAAUACGUUUUUUAUCGAUUUUAAAUAACAGCUGACAAAGUAAUUGUUAAAAUCAGAUUUAUGCCCUUAAACAAAAAAUUUGCUCCUAAAAUUGGCGAACAUUUAUAUUAAUUCAUACGAAAUGCUUCAAUUGUUGUUUGGAGUUUAAAAAUUUUGCAUGAUUCUAUACAAAAGUUGAACAUUUUUAUAUUUGUUAUGGUUGCCUAUUACGGCUUGGUUAUUGAUUUCAUACAUUCUAUCUCCCAAAGGGGAGGGAUACGGAAUGAAAGGUUUUUAUUGAACACUAGCUGAGCCCGGCCCGCUGCGCUGCGCCUUCAUUAACACCAUGCGAAAAAUAUGUGUUUUACUUAAUACCAUAAGUGUCUCCCCAGAACAAGUGGUUUAUCUACUCCCAAAUACUAUAGCCUUAAUUUGUACCCCAUAUAGCCAUGAUUGGCAAAUAUUUCCAUUUAGGGAGGGGUUUUUGAGUCAAAUAUUGUCAUGAUCGCCCAUUUGUAUGGGUUUUCGGGUUGGUGCGGCCCCCUACGUACGAUACUUGUACAAAAUUUGCAAAGCCGUAUUCUACUCUCGAAUAGCUUCCAUUUGAGUCCCAUAUUGUGCCCAUCGUCCCACCUGUAUAUUUGGGUUGUGCUUUUGGGGUAAGAGGGAGGGUCUGCCCCCUUCCGAUAUCAACAAAUUCUAUAGUCUAUUGCUGCUUCUAGGCCAUAUUCGUAAUCUAUACCCUAAUACUUUUCAUUUGAGACCCAUAUUGUCACUAUUGUCCAAUAUGUCUAUUUGAGGGGGUUUAGGGUCGGGGCAGUCCCUAGGUACCUGGACCCAAUGUUUUUUAUUUAUUCCAUUAGUACGCCACUUCCGAAUACCUUUCAUUUGAGUCCCAUAUUGUCCCGAUCGGUCUAUUAUUAUUUUUGGGUGGUGCUUUUGGGAUAAAGGGGAGAGUCGGCCCCCUUACGAUAUUAACAAAUUCUAUAGCCUUCCAACAGGUGCACAGAAUCACGUGCAUACCAUGGGAGUAGUGUAAUUGUUGCAGACAAAAAAUCAGUCAUUACGCAAAAACACAUGAAUUUGGAAAAGUACAGCUAUUAGCCAGGGUUGUGGAGCGUGGUUAAAGUGAUAUUUGUAUCAUAGAGGCGUUUUCGCAAUAAAUACGAUACAAAUGCAACAUACCAACGUACGGCCCUCAAAGUCGUCACACUUAAUGUGGCUGAAAAAGUCUUCUAACCAAAGACGAAACGCGUCCCAUAGUGGUUGGUGUGUGUUUCGAUCUCUGGCCAUACUUUUCCAUUUGCAAAGAAAAGCUCCGAUCAUUUAGCUCGUCUCGAGAGAGAAACAAACAAAAAUCGUGAAAUUUAAUGAUCUUUGCCAUAACAGGCAAAAAAACUGACAACUGAAAAUAUCAGUUCAGUUUGUGCGAAUGAAUGCAUAUUUUAAGCAAAAAAUGGACAUUACUAUCGUGUAUAACUAACGUAGACAAUCCGAAUUUGGCAAAAGGCAUAAUUUUCAGAUUCGAAAAGCGGAAUUUGGUAGGAAAAAUAUUUUUUUAUUUUUUUUUUUUAAAUAUAUAAAUAAAUAAAUAUUACUGCGGAUAUACGUCUCUGCAUAAUUUUUGAAAGAUUGAUAAUAUGGCGAUAUGAAUCCAUAUGGGAUUUAUGGAAGCUAUGUCUAAAUAGGAAACGAUUUCGUCCUAAUUCUCAGAAAAUGUUGAGGCGAUCAUAAAAGAAAACAAUUUUGGGAAUGCCUGUCUUUAAAUACGCUUGCUAUGACCCUUAAUGCCAAAAUCGUCCUAUCGACAGCCCAACCUGUAUUGACUUAAUUCUGACACAAUCAUAUGUACUAUUUUAUACUAUUGUAUAUUGUUUUCCAGCUAGAGGUGUUAUUUUGAAUCAUCCACACAAAAAAAUAAUUCGUUGGCCAUAAACGAACUUUUCGACAAGUAAAUUUCCUUUACGAGAAUCGUUGGAACUUGGUUUACGAUAAAAUUGCAAAUAAUUUGUGAUGAAUACAAAGUUGGACAUUUAUUUAUGAGGAAAUGUACUGUCAAAGCACACCCAGAAAAAUUAGUCUGUCGAUAUCAGCUAACACUGCCUGCUGAAAUUAAAUUAACAAUUUUAAACUUUUGAAUAAAUCCAUUAAAAAUUUUUUAACUUCUAUAAUAUAAGUGAGUCAUUUACUGUAUAUUAAUGAGACAAAAUUGCCAAUUUUAGGAGUUAAUUUUUUGUUCAAAAGCAU